Molecule: messenger RNA, 5036 nt
Organism: Chlamydomonas reinhardtii
Lineage: Eukaryota; Viridiplantae; Chlorophyta; Chlorophyceae; Chlamydomonadales; Chlamydomonadaceae
Exons: 23
Coding region: 319-3003 (894 amino acids)
Biological process (GO): protein phosphorylation
Molecular function (GO): protein binding; protein kinase activity; ATP binding
Source: RefSeq, a predicted model, not a curated record
GUAUGGGUGCUCCUUCGGCCUUCGGGCUGCGGACUUGGUGAACUGUGCCUAAUCCGGGCUCGUCGCAGCAAAACGCUGGGCAAGGCGCAAAGAACCGCAGACUUCAUACCGACCAUUCUAUUUGCACAGACCAAUAAAGCCUGUACCAUUUAAGCCUGUCACUUAUCUUCAGGGGCUCAGCCGGACAAAUUCUGACUCUCGUUUCAACUUGAGUGACACGCCCGUUUCCCACCUAUUCCUAUUGAGCCUGACAACCUCUUAACGCUUAGGCCGCGGUCUCGGUAUUCGCGCGGGAGCGGCUAAGCGGCCUUCGGCAGCAUGGGAAAUUGCGUCUCCGCCUGCGCCGGACGGGCGGAGCCCUACAAGGCUCCUGUGGGUGGAAAGGAUGUUGCAGCUGAGCCCAAGCAUCUGGAUGUCGUGGGGGGCAAGGUGCACGUCAAGGGCGACAAGCCCUGCAUCGACAGCGCUGCCGUUGAGUCUGAGCUAAUUCAGAACGUGCUGGACCACGAGAACGGCCCAGCGAAGGGCAUGCCCUACCAGGUUCACUACCUGGGGCCGCCCGUGCCGCCCUGCGAGGACCAGCGCCUGGCGACCAUCCGUGCCCUGGACAAAGUGGGCCCGUCAUCGCCCGAGGAGGACCCGGAGAUUGGCUCCAUUCUGCGCCUGUGCACCUCCAUGUUCCAGGCGCCCGUGGCGCUGGUGGCGCUGUUCGACUCGAAGCGCGUUUACAUCAGCGGCAGCGAGGGCAACGUGAUCCCCUGCGGCGACUUCCCCUGGCGCUGGACGCUGUGCGCCUGGUCCCUGGCCUACAACAACGCGCAGUGCCUGGUCAUCCCGGACACGCUGCAGGACGCGCGCUUCAGGGAGAACGCCAAGGUGACUGGCUACCCUGGCGUGCGCUUCUACUGCGGCGCGCCGCUCAUCGCCUCCAACGGCCACCGCCUGGGCACCAUCUGCUUUGCGGACGUGGCUGCCCGGCCCGGCUUCGACGCCGCCAGCUGCAGCGUGAUGAACAACCUGUCGGAGCUGGUGGUGCGGCACCUGGAGAAGGACGUGGCGCUCAAGCUCAAGAGCCGGGACAACGACGCCCUCAAGGCCACCUACGGGCAGCUGCAGCGCACUCUGGACUGCUUCGACCACUGCGUGGUGCUGGUGGAUGUGAGCAUGCCUGGCUGGAAGGUGCUGCACAUGAACGCCGCAUGGAGCAAGCUGACGGGCGUGGAGCGUGUGGACGUUCUGUCUCGGCCGCUGUGUGAGAUCUUCGAGGGUGCCGAGGGCAUGGGCCUGCCCAACCCCGAGCUGGAGAAGGCCGCUCACAAGUGCUACGACUUCCAGGUGACUGGCGCCAAGCUGAAGCUGCCCAGUGCGGUGGGCGCGCCCAAGGGCGGCUUCGUGCUCACCUUCCGGCCCGCCUCGCGCGAGGGGCUGGACGAGCACGUGGUGCCCAUCGGCGUGCCCGCCUUCCUCAGGACCAGCGGCCUGAGCAACACCUCCAGCAGCGGCGAGCACGCCUCCUCCGCCUCCGCCAGCGGCAUCAUGUCGGGCGACGGCGGCAGCGCCGAGCCUCUGGCCAGCUCGGCCCGCCGCUUCUACUUCAUGAGUGUGGACCUGGCGGGCCGAGCCAUGUCCUCCAAGUCCAGCUCUGUGAUGUCCGCCGCGACCUCCACCUGGUCCACCGGCUCCUCCGAGGUGGUGGAGGGGCUGGAGCUGGGCCACCUGCUGGGCAAGGGCAGCUUCGGCUCGGUGUACUUCGGCACCUGGAUGGGCACCUCCGUGGCCGUCAAGGUGAUGGACACGGACGUGCGCAAGGCGCUGCGCGGCGCGGGCAGUGUGGGCGCCGCCGCCAUGGAGGCCAUCCUGGGCCAGCAGCUGAGGCACCCCAACGUGGUGGCCACUCUCAAGUGGGCGGCGAGGCGGCUGGACCGCCCCGGCGCGACCACCUCGCUCAUGUCGUCCAUGGACGUCACCGCCGCCGACGAGGCCGGUGAGAAGAGCAAGGCCAAGGCCGCCCCGGUUGCCCCGGCCGCCGUCACGCCGGCGCCGGCAGAGGACGCCGCGCCCGCGCAUGCCAACGCAUCUGGCGAGAGCCCCUGGCCUGUGAUCAACUUUGCGGACAGCCAGAUCCACGCGCUCGAGGAGAUCCGCACCGGCGGCCCCAACACAUGCACCAACAACACCACCGGCGCCGCCAACGCCACCAAGUCCUCGGCCGUCAACCUCUCCACCGACUGGCCCGCGCUGCGCCCCAGCCUGGACGAGAAGAAUCACGGCGCCACCGAGCACACCGGCAGCGCGCUGGUGACCCCGGGCGGCCCCGACAACAAGGACAGCGACAGCUAUGCGGCCAACCUGGUGCAGACCUGGAUCAUCAUGGAGUUCUGCGACCGCGGCUCCCUGCAGGAGGCCAUUGACCGCGGCUGGCUGCGCACGGAGCGCUCCGCCCUCAGCGGCGGGCCCAACCUGCCCGCGGUGCUGGCCACGGCGCGCGAGGUGGCGGCGGCCAUGUCCUACCUGCACGCCAACAGCGUGGUGCACGGCGACCUGUCGGGCUGGAAUGUGAUGCUGGCGUCCGCGGGUGCGGCGGCUGCGGAGGGCGGCCGCGGCUUCGUGGCCAAGGUGGCGGACUUCGGUCUGAGCCGCACACUGGAGAUCCGCAGCAAGAUGCAGACCGCCAACUACGGCACGCUUUCGCACAUGCCGCCGGAGCUGGUGCUCAACGGCACCGUCAGCCGCGCCGUGGACGUGUACUCGUUCGGCGUGCUGCUGUGGCAGAUGUACACCGGCUCCCGGCCCUGGUCGGGCCUGACGCACAGCCAGAUCAUCAUGAUGAUCAGCAAGGGCGAGGCGCGCCUGGUGUUCCCGCCCGGCACCCCCAAGACCUACGAGGCGCUCAUGCGCGCCUGCACCGCCACCAAGCCCGAGGAGCGGCCGGCGUUCUCGGAUGUGGUGAAGCAGCUGGAGGAGAUGCAGGAGGAGCUCAAGACCGCGGGCUUCCUGGAGUAAGGAGAGGAAGGCAGGAGGCGGCAGGUAGUGGAGUAGAGGAGGAGGAAGGAGGAGGAGGGCGGCGCGGAGGUGUGCCCGCAGGAGCAGGGUGCGCAGGAGCAUCUUGGAGGCAGUGGGGCUGGGGAGAGGAGGGGCUUUGAAAGAGCGUGGGAGCACAGGCACAGGAGGAGCAGUGGCAGGAGGAGGCCUGCGCCGGCGUGUCGUUGCGGCGCGGAGCCAGGCGAGGGCCGUGGUGCUGGAACGACAUUGCACUGGAUCGCGGGAGGGCUGCAGUAAGGGCAGCACUCAUUCAUUCCCGUUGUUACUGAUUUUGAUGGCACGGCGGUGCAUGAAACGCGCGUGUGUGGGCGUGCGUGGCGAUGGUUGGCACGCGUGUGGUCGUCCGCAGCAAGUUGCAAGCGUGGGUAGCGCACAAUGCAAUAGCUUCAUCCAAUUGAACUGCGGUGGGAGGUGCGGGGCCGGGCGCAGCGGGCGAGCCUGGGAGGAAACGUGCUGGCUUUUGCGUCAGGUUUAGGGAAGGCGUAGCGAUGGGUCUUGGAAGAGGCUCGACGGCGAUGAGCUGGACCGACGCAUGCGGGGAAGCGAACUGAUCGAGGUGCGCACCCGAAGGCCGUGGAGCAUGAACUUGCAAGGCCUGCAGAAGUGGACCGGCAUGGCUGACGUCUCGGGCUGACGCAAAAGCACGCACGGGCACCUUUGUUGUUGUCUUGUUUGCUUGAAUAAUUGAUUCGCUGUACGCUGUUGGAAGGGCAGUGGAUGGAAUGUUGCGUCUGCAAGGUGGCAACGACCAUGCAUGAUGGAGUUUGCUGGCCCUGCGCCCCUGCGAGGGUGGAGGUUCUGACGCCGUGAUGGGCACCCUACUGAGGACUGGUGCAGCCCGCCUGCAUGUCAAACCACCUUUUGCGUGGUGUAAAAGCUUCACCCGCGCGGUCAUUUUAAGGUUGCAGGGGUGAACGCCAGAUUGCAGACUUGAUUGCUUGGUGUAUUAUGGCAUGGUACUGAUCUUCUGGCUGGGGGAGAGAUGCGGAGGUGCGGGAUGCACCUACUGGGGAGGCAGGUGUGUGUGGUUUCGACACGCCAAGUCUGAACAGGGCUGAUGUUCCGUUGUCGGUGCUUGUUGAAACGGCCAGCGCACAAGUUAUGCUUCAUGUUGAUGUAGGAUGCACCAACCGCCUAGAUUUCUCCUUGCGUGUGGCUACGGGUGCGGGUGUGGCGGCCAACGGCCAGGGGAGCGGGAACGCGCGUCGAUUGCGUGUUGGCGGCGAGGAAUUUGCACGCGGUGGAGUAAGUUGAAGAUAUAGGACGGCAUGAAUUGCUUGAGACGGUUUGGACUCGUACUCCGCGGGCGUGUGGUUUGGCGGGCCGGUGUUCAGCAGCUCGCUGGGGUUGCGGGUGGUAAAUGUGGCGUGGCGCCGAGGAGUCAGGAGCUAAGGGUAGGGAAGGAAGUGUAUGCUGCGGCGGAUGACAGGAAGCUGCCGCCCGCAGGUAUGGGUGGGCACAUGCGAGUUGCUGACGGCGCGAUCCGCGGAGCACAAAACCUCGACGAACGCAACUCUGCUGGGGGGGGGCAUGGGGGCUGGAAGAGCCCCGCCCGUGGACGGCUUGGCUUGCACAUGCGUGGGCUUUGUGGAGGUUGAAAUGGAAUGAGAACUGCACUAGUGUUGCUGAUGAGCGCAUGGUUUUAGUGCGCAGCAGGUGGACGAUUUAAGGAGGCCUGCAAGCUUAAAUUAUGUAUGGGUACGGCGGGAAGAGGUACUAGCAAAACUUGACGCACGAUUGCUAUGCCGCGAAUGGUCAGAGCAAAUGAGCGCACCCCUGGUGCGCCGCUGUGGCGAGGAGAUUCUGUCAGUACCGCUGUAUGGAAUGCUGUUCGUAUGCUGGCUGGGGUGGAGGGUGGGCGUGCCCGGUCAAAGCUUGGCGAGCCCACACAUUCUAUGUCCAGCUGCGUGUGUGCACAUAAUAUGUCGCAGAUAGCGUUGUUGCUGGAAAGCAUUGUCGAAGCGUUAAUGAGCACGCUGUAAUACGAAUUCCAA